Porites lobata is the source of this 15823-nucleotide messenger RNA. The record is from the annotation of a GenBank genome assembly. NCBI's taxonomy places the organism in Eukaryota, Metazoa, Cnidaria, Anthozoa, Scleractinia, Poritidae.
AUGGCCCUUUCAAAGAAGUACACCGAAGAACAGCUCAACUACUUCAGAAUUUGUUAUGUAACCACUGAUAUACUAGCCGAAGGCCUCAGAGAGCUUUUUAAACGUGAAUGGGACAAUCAAUAUAAAUCAACACCAUUGGGUGAAUGGAAAGAUGUGGCCCAGAAUGGAACGGACUUUUACAACGGCGAGUCUCCAAGAAAUCAAAGAAGAAAUGCUCAUAUUUUGGCCACCAUGAUAAAUGGAAACAGAGCGGAAUGGGAUUGCACAAUGCUGUUUUACGCCAUCCUUUACUCUGAUUGUGUCGGGCCCUACCUUGCAUCAACAGUCAGAAACAAUGUCGAUGAUCUUAGAAAAUUUAGAAACGAGGAAUUCGCCCACAUACCACAGGGAAGUCUCCCUGAGAUGGAUUUUCAGAAUGCCAUUGGCAAAGUUCAUGUUGCGUUUAAUGCUCUUGGUCUCUCUACUGUAAAAAUCAAUGACAUAAAAAAUCAGAAAACUUUCCCAACCGAUGAAUUACAUAAAAUUAUGAAAGAGGUUGGCGAUGUUAAACAAGAACUUCAAGAAAAAGAGAAACAGCGCCAGGUUCUUGAAGAUCAGCUUCAGAAAGAAGCACCGUCAUUCUGUAUUCUCCCUCCUAGACCUACACACGAAAUUGAAAGCCGUGAAAGUGAAGUAGCACAAAUAGACCUUCAGCUAAGGGAACUAAAGAAGGCCAAUGAGAAAAGGUUGAGUUAUCUGUACAUCUCAGGGAAUCCAGGAAGUGGCAAAUCACAACUAGCUGGCCUCGUCGCUGAAAGAUUCUUUAAUGAAGUAAACGAAAUACCAGGCACUUCGUCCUUUGUGAUGACCAUAAACGCUGCCAGUCAAGAUUCGCUUUUGGAGUCAUAUGCCAAUUUUUCUCUUCAGUUAAAGUGCCCAGACUUUUCAGUGAUGCAAACCUUGAGCUCUAAGGAUUGGAACAUUGAGGACAAGAUUUCCAAUCUCAAGAUGCUUAUUGCUGCAAAAAUUGGGUGUUACACGUCGUGGCUAAUGGUGGUGGACAACGUGACUAAACUGACUUUUGUACAUGAUCACCUACCACAGUCUGGAACCAAGACGUGGGCAAGAGGUCAGUUGUUAAUUACAACCCAGGAUACAAAGUCCAUCCCGUUAAAAAGUUCUUUCAUCAAUCACAUUUCAGUAAGCCAAGGAAUGAAUCCUUACGAUGCCACUUCCUUAUUGGCCAAGCUUUCUGGGGUCUUCGACAACGAGCUAGCGGAAAACGUUGCCCAGAAAUUGGACUAUCAGCCACUCGCUUUAGCAGGCGCGGCUGUGUUUGUCAAAGACAUUCGACAGGACAAAGGAUCGAAGCACUUUGGCUGGGACAAAUACCUAAAGAUUUUACAGAAAGGAAAACGAGAAGCGACCGAGGAUACCCUUCCUAAUACCAACCCAAUUUAUCCAAAUACGAUGACUACAGCAAUAACGUUAGCUGUCGAAGCACAAGUUAAAUCCGACAAGUUUUUUGAACACCUAUUCAGAUUUCUUUCUCUGUGCGCACCACAACCAUUAAACGUUGACAUAGCGGUUAGUUACCUUUUUAACGUUCUCGAACACGAUGACAGAGAGGACAAGGAACACAUUCGCGGGAGAUUCAGAAGAUGUUCACUGCUUCUUUUAGAGGAAAACGAAGAUAGUUGCUACUACAUUCGUGUACAUCAGGUUGUGCACAAAGCAAUGAAAUCGGUGAAGAGUGACUGUGCAGAGAAUCAAACGAUCAAGGUUGUAAGUGAAGCUGUUACAUCAUUUAACAAAUUUAUAGUCACAAUUCCACACGAAAAUAGAACAAUGGACACUAUGAACAUCAUUCCGCACGUAAGUGCCCUCAUUGUACCAAUUAAUACAGUUAUUAUGACAGAAAAUAUGUCUCAAGUCCAUGUUCAGGACAUUUCUCUAAAAUUGUCGAAUCUUGGCAACAUAUGUAAAAUGCACUGUGAAUUUAACGUGGCAAAGACAUACUUGGAAAACUCUCUCGCUGUUCGCAUCAGGCUGUUGGGAGACCAAAAUGUCGAUGUUGCAUCCGGGUACAAUGACUUAGCUUUAAUUCACCUAGACUUAGGUGACCUUGAACAAGCAAAGGAGUAUCAGCAACGUGGUUUAGCCAUCCAGCUCAAGAAGCUUGGUGCUGAACAUGUUUCUGUUGCAACAAGCUACGGUAACCUAGCUUUAAUUCACCAGGACUUAGGUGACCUUGAACAAGCAAAGGAGUAUCAGCAACGUGGUUUAGCCAUCAAACUCAAGAAGCUUGGUGCUGAACAUGUUUCUGUUGCAACAAGCUACGUUAACCUGGCUUCAAUUCACCAGGACUUAGGUGACCUUGAACAAGCAAAGGAGUAUCAGCAACGUGGUUUAGCCAUCCAACUCAAGAAGCUUGGUGCUGAACAUGUUUCUGUUGCAACAAGCUACGGUAACCUAGCUUUAAUUCACCAGGACUUAGGUGACCUUGAACAAGCAAAGGAGUAUCAGCAACGUGGUUUAGCCAUCGAACUCAAGAAGCUUGGUGCUGAACAUGUUUCUGUUGCAACAAGCUACGUUAACCUGGCUUCAAUUCACAAGGACUUAGCACUGGACGAAAAAACGGAUUUACUAAUGUUUGCGCAAGGUGCAAAUAUGUGGUAAAUUUGGAGCUCCAAAUUUACAUUAAAUUUGCGCUGUGGGCUAAAGUGUGGGCAAAUACAUAUAUUUGCUAGAUACGUAUUGAUACGCAAAAGUGAAGUAAAUGUAAUGGUUUGAUACAAAUUUGAUACAUAUUUGCAGCAUGGGCAAAUCUUCAACAUUUCUACCAGUUUACUCAAAUUUACAUCCUUGGCAAAAAUGACAGUUUUCACUUUACUUCAAAUGCAGGCAAAUAUAUUGCAAAACCACUUAUUUGCAGUGGUAUUUGCUCUUGUUUUUCCAGGAUACCAAAAGAACACUUUUGCAUGUGGUUUACUCGUAUUUGCCUUAAGAGCAAAAACAAUAAAUUUCUAGACAUUUGGCUGUAUCAUAAAUUUGCACAUUUGCACCAUAAUUAUCCAUAUUUGCAAGGGGAGCAAAUAUAGUGAGCUGCAUAACAUUUGCUGACAGUCAAAGGUGAUGUGCAUGUGACAUUUCCUAUAUGUUUGAUCCGUUUUGUGACUAAAGUAAAUUUCAAUCUCAACUGUAACAUUACAUUGUUACAAUAAAAUUUUGUACACGCUGUGAGACUCCCCAGGGGUCCAACCCCUUACAUGCAUCUUUCCUGUUAACUGUUUUAUGUGCACUGUCAUUUUAAUAUAAAGGAAUCAGAAACCAGUUAAUUUUUUUUUUGACAAUUUUACAUUCACAAAUUUCUUCUGUUAGUCUUUUUACAGAACGAAAUGACAGAUAGUCUACCCUGUCAUAUACUUUAACUCAGGAAAUCCCUAUCCUUUCAUACCUGAAGCAUGAAAAAAGGUGUCCCUUUCUGACAGCGCCCCUGGCAUAAACCUUUCCCGGGCUACUAAUUUAAAGCAAAUACACUAAUUCAAAUCCACUCGUUAUUAAGGUCCAGUAGUCAGAUCAUUGAUGCACUGUAUUUCCUACAGUCAGGGCCAUAGCCAGUAUGAGGCAAACCGAGGCACUUGCCUCUGUCAUUUAAGGUUUGAUACUGGCAGUGUUUUGUUUCAACGUAGUCAUCAUAAAGACCCUGAAUAGCUAAUACAAUUAUACUGCAGGGUUCUUUCUAUAUUUCCGACAAUAUUUAUACUGAUUCUAGAAUAUUAGGGGCAUAUAUCAUACGGGACUUAUUUGUUGUAGUUUUGACUGACCACCUAGAGAUGACUACAUCUCGAUGGUGGGCUUCCUAAAAAUGACCACAAUUUGAAAACUCAACAGCCAAUACUACAACAAAAUAUGGUGAAACUGCUCACAAUUUUAUUUGAACAUUAACUCAGCUGACAAAUUUAUGAAAGGCUAAUUUUUCUUACUCUAUUGUUUGCAACCCUGAGUUUAAGUUUCACUGAUUUUAAUGCUGAUUUGAGUUUUACUGUUCAUUAAGUACUACCUAUUCAAUCCAAAAAAGUCAUAGCAUUUCGGCUGGCUAAAAUUCACCUGAAGCCUGGUUAUUUGAACUUGGGAUACAAGGAGGAUCUACAGGAGCUACCAGUCAAAUUGUCAAAUCCUACCCGACAAAGCCCCCCCCCCCACCCCCAUAAACAAUGAACAGACCUUUAUUGGGUUACAGGAUCACAGGAGCUCUGAGUUGGCCUUAGGUCAUGAAAAGUAUAGAGCUACAAAGAAAAAACUAAGGUAGUGAAACAAAUUAACAUGCAGCCUUUAAACUUCUGGACUGGGUUGCUCAAAGAUGGGUUAAGAUAACACAAGGUUGGGUCCAGUGGUCAGAUCAUUUACUGCAUUUUUUGUACAUCAUACUAAAAAAUCAAAUUUGGUCCAAAAUAAAAAGUUUUGUGGAUUUCAAACUCAGUGUUGUGAUUAUUCACUUGUACAUAAUUUCCUCAUGGCCAUUUAACCAACAAACUUAAUUCAAUUUAAAACCAACAAUUUUAGUUUAACCGGUAUUUGUUGUAGUUUUGACUGCCCACCUAGAGAUGACCACAUCUCGAUGGCCGGCUUCCUAAAAAUGACCACAUUUUGAAAACCCAACCGCCAAUACUACAACAAAAUAUGGUGAAACUGCUCACAAUUUUAUUUUAACAUUAACUCAGCUGACAAAUUUAUGAAAGGCUAAUUUUUCUCACUUUGUUGUUUGCAACCCUGAGUUUGAGUUCCACUGAUUUUAAUGUUGAUUUUGAGUUUUACUGUUCAUUAAGCACUACCUAUUCAAUCCAAAAAGUCAUAGCAUUUUUGCUGGCUAGAAUUCACCUGAAGCCUGGUUAUUUGCUUGGGAUACAAGGAGGAUCUACAGGAGCUACAGGUCGAAAGGUCAAAUCCUACCUGACAGUCCCCCCCCUGCACAAUAAACAAUGCACAGAUCUUUAUUGGAUUACAGGAGCUCUGAUUUGGCAUUGGAUCAUGAAAAGUCUAGAGAUAUAAAGAAAAAACUAAGGUAGUGAAACAAAUUAACAUGCAGCAUUUAUCCUUCUGGACUGGGUUUCCUCACAGAUGGGUUAAGAUAACACAAGGUUAGGUCCAGUAGUCAGAUCAUUUACUGUAUUUUUUGUACAUCAUCCUAAAAUUCAAAUUUGGUCCAAAAUAAAAAGUUUUGUGGAUUUCAAACUCAGUGUUGUGAUUAUUCACUUGUACAUAAUUUCCUCAUGGCCAUUUAACCAACAAACUUAAUUCAAUUUAAAACCAACAAUUUUAGUUUAACCAGUAUUUGUUGUAGUUUUGACUGCCCACCUAGAGAUGACCACAUCUCGAUGGCCGGCUUCCUAAAAAUGACCACAUUUUGAAAACCCAACAGCCAAUACUACAACAAAAUAUGGUGAAACUGCUCACAAUUUUAUUUGAACAUUAACUCAGCUGACAAAUUUAUGAAAGGCUAAUUUUUCUCACUUUGUUGUUUGCAACCCUGAGUUUGAGUUCCACUGAUUUUAAUGUUGAUUUUGAGUUUUACUGUUCAUUAAGCACUACCUAUUCAAUCCAAAAAGUCAUAGCAUUUUUGCUGGCUAGAAUUCACCUGAAGCCUGGUUAUUUGCUUGGGAUACAAGGAGGAUCUACAGGAGCUACCGGUCGAAAGGUCAAAUCCUACCUGACAGUCCCCCUGCACAAUAAACAAUGCACAGAUCUUUAUUGGAUUACAGGAGCUCUGAUUUGGCAUUGGAUCAUGAAAAGUCUAGAGCUAUAAAGAAAAAACUAAGGUAGUGAAACAAAUCAACAUGCAGCCUUUACACUUCUGGACUGGGUUGCUCAAAGAUGGGUUAAGAUAACACAAGGUUGGGUCCAGUGGUCAGAUCAUUUACUGCAUUUUUUGUACAUCAUACUAAAAAAUCAAAUUUGGUCCAAAAUAAAAAGUUUUGUGGAUUUCAAACUCAGUGUUGUGAUUAUUCACUUGUACAUAAUUUCCUCAUGGCCAUUUAACCAACAAACUUAAUUCAAUUUAAAACCAACAAUUUUAGUUUAACCGGUAUUUGUUGUAGUUUUGACUGCCCACCUAGAGAUGACCACAUCUCGAUGGCCGGCUUCCUAAAAAUGACCACAUUUUGAAAACCCAACAGCCAAUACUACAACAAAAUAUGGUGAAACUGCUCACAAUUUUAUUUGAACAUUAACUCAGCUGACAAAUUUAUGAAAGGCUAAUUUUUCUCACUUUGUUGUUUGCAACCCUGAGUUUGAGUCUCACUGUUCAUUAAGUACUAGCUAUUCAAUCCAAAAAAAGCCAUAGCAUUUUUGCUGGCUAAAAUUCACCUGAAUCCUGGUUAUUUGAUCUUGGGAUACAAGGAGCGGGGUUGUGGCUUCCCCAAAAAAUUCUGAUGAAGAGAGGGUCUUCAUAUACAGGAGCUACCAGUCAAAUCCCCCCCAACAAAGCCCCCCCCCCCCUCCCUUAAAAAAUCAACAGACCCCUACUGGGUUACAGGAGCUCUGAGUUGGCCUUGGAUCAUGAAAAGUUGUAAGCUAUAAAGAAAAAACUAAGGCGAUGAAACAAAUUAACAUGCAGCAUUUAUUAUCCGUCCAGGCUGGGUUGUUUAAAGCUGGGUUAAGAUAACCCAAGGUUAGUACGAAAUAUGAAUUCAGAUAUGACAGUUUUAAAAACAAAUUCAUUUGAAUUCCUUUUGUCCACAAUUUGGUGAUUUGAUACUUAAAAAAAAGGGAAAAUUAUCUGACAAAAUGCUUUUGAUUAAAAGGAAAAAGAAACGCAGGUUAAAAUCUAGCACUGGGUUAGUGCUAAUCGGUCUUUGGAACAACUGGGCCCCGGUCUUUUUUUGGGUCCAAUUCUAAAUCACAUAACCACUUCGAAGUGAGUCAAUAUUGGUACAUAACCUGGGCAUGUGUUACAUUCCCCUUCUGUCAUUUGAUAAUAGUAAAGCCUAGGGUCGCACAAUGGGCAGGGAUCUCCAAUUACUAAAACUAAAAAUUCAAAAUGACACAGUAACUGUUGCACACAGUUACAGAGGGCCCACACUACCUACCCUUUACAUUAAGUAAAUACACUACAACAAAUCUACUGGACAAAGGUCCAGUAGUCAGAUCAUUUACUGUAUUUUUUCUACAUCAUAAUAUUAUUAUUAAAAAGCUAACAAUAACAAGGCCACCCACAGUACCUUAAAUUUGGUAAAAAAAAAAAAGGUUCUGUGCAUUUCAAAGUCAGGGUUGAGAUUAUUCACUUGUACACAAUUUCCUCAUGGCCAUUUAUUCAAGAAAAUUCACAUCAAAACUGACAAUUUUGUUCUUACCGCUAUUUGUUCUAGUUUUCACUGACUAUACCUAGAGAUGACCACAUCUUGAUGGUAAGCCUCCUAAAAAUGGCCACAUUUUGAAAGCCGAACAGCCAAUACUACAACAAAUGGUGAAAUUGCUUUGUAUUUCAUAUCAUUUGUGAAUAGAAACUCAGCACAGACAUGAAUGAAUAAUUUCUUUGCUGCUCUUUACAACCCUGAUUUUGAGUUCAAUAUGAUUUGUCUUUUUAAAACAUAUUAUCUGAGGCAUAUUUCUUAAGCUAUAUGUCAGUGCUAGUGAGCAGUCAUGGACUGCUGUUUUGAAGGGGCUUCCGAUAGCAAGAUAGCCUUUCCAAAAUCAGUGAGCAUUGGGUGGUACAUAUUGUUUACCUCUGUAAGAAUAAUGUUGUCACUCUUUAUAUCUCUGUGGGGAAACCUGUAUGAGUGCAAAAUAUGUUCUAUAGCUUCACACAAUUUCAGUACAUUAUGUUCCUGCAGAACACUGUGAAAGGGACAUGGAUUUCCUUAGCAGGGCACCGCACAAAGAAAAAGAAAAAUAAUAUUGUAAAGAUGGUAAAAAUAUAACCCAAGGAAGUACAUGUGAGGUUUCUGUUUUGUGACAUUUACCCCAAACAGAUGGGGUAUUGAUGGAUGCCAGCAUUCAGUAUAUAAGCUUCAAUUCUGUCAUCUUGUGAAGUGGAAAAAAUGAUUACUGUAAAUAAAUUGAGACCCACUGGAAUACCCCUGUAGCAUUUCUUCAUGCACAGACCACAAACAGCUUCCCCAUAUUGAACCUGUAUUUCAUUGACCUCUUUAUCUUUUGGAGAGUUCAGGUGAUGCAACUCAAUUUCAAGAACAUUGGAAAUAACUCCAGUACCACUCAAGGAAAAAUCUGAAACAAAUACACAAAAAAGUCACUAAACCCACUAAAAAUAACUGUUAAUUCUACCUUUAUUGAUAAUAUUGUGAAAUUAAAUGAAUUGUGUUACUUGUGUUGCCAUUAUCUUUAUGAACAUUAUAAAUACACAUGUGGCACAUUUUAGCAUUUUUGACCUUUUGACUCAGCUUACAUGUACAGCUGUAUCAUUAUAAACUAUUAUAAACAAAACAACCUUGUAUAUGAAAACAUGACAAAACAAAAAAAAACAUGUAACGUACAGGGUGCAAAGAAAGUCAUUUUUACAGCUUGCCAUUCGGGCAAGCUGAAGCUAACAUUUACUAGCCCAAACGUCAUUUCAACUACCCACAAAAUUUUUGAUUUAACAGUUCUUCUGUAAGGUGAAUUCCUCAAACUGCAUUGUACUUGCCCGUCGGGCAAGUGAAGAACAGAAUUUACUAGCCCGAUAGCAAAAUCCGCUAGCCCCGGGCUAUCGGACACUACUUUCUUUGCACGCUGAACGUAUAUAAAAUAAAGGCUCCACCCUACCCCUGUCAAAAUCAAUGGUACAAGUACAGGUAUUACGCUCAAUAUGUCAAUAUAGCGCCAGAGGUAGUAUAAAUUACUCAAGCAAUUAAUCUUGAGCUACUUCUGCCAAAUACCAAUAAAUUAGCAUUUUAACAUUGCAUAACUACAUAUUUAACUGACUUAACACCACUUAAAUUUUUCAACAAGGCUUUUUUCAGCUGGAUCACUACCACAUACACGCACGCGACACGCAUGCUCAUACAUGCUACAAAUGUAAAUAUGGAUGCAAAUGUAGUUUAUUCCCGGUUAUAACAUAGAUGUGGCAGUAGAAGCACGAUAUACAAAGCAAAAUACAUCGACUUUACCUAUUAAAUUUCGAACAUCCUUGAGAAGAAAUCCAGCAACAUAGGCAAUCUCUUCCUCCCGCCAAAUCGCCAAAAGACCGCGCGCCCGAUUUCCCAAGCAUUUGCGCCUGAGUGGUGCUGGUCAGCGACAGUCUGCAUAACCGUUCGAGAACGAGGCACAACAAUUGAAAUUCGUCGACCGUUAACGCGUUCCACUGCCAUCGAUUUGCCAUCAGCUUUUACUUCGUACGUUUAACGCCAUAUUUAUCAAGAGGUUUCGAAUUUUCCUUCUUUGUGGGGUUGACUGUCGAGUAUGGAGGAAUCGGCCAGUCUUAUUUGUUCGAAUUUAUCGAACGAAUGUGUCCUCGAAGAACUGAUAAAAAUAAUCGCUCGAACUCGAGGGAACUGCUUACUUAUAGAUCCUUCGACGAAAAUCCACCAUGAAAGACAUCUAGAUAGCUCCAUCGGCGACGAUCAAGUAGUAACGAGUGGAUCCAAGAAAAGCAGCCGUUAGUACUUAGUAAAUAGACUUCGGUGAAUCGAUGCUGUUUUAAUUAGCAGACAUUGUAAAACUAAGAAGAGGCAGGAGAAAUGUUGAGGACAAACAAAUGCUGAGGGAGCAACUAAUCGGGAGUAAAAGAAAUGCUCAGUAAGUAUAAGAAAGUUCGUUGUUACUGUUAAGCCGCUAAUGAUGCUAUUUGAUAAUACCUACAUUUGCAUUCCAAUAUUCAGUAAUCAACAAGGACCACCCCUACUCCUGAAACUUUAUUUGUCCUGUUGUUGUAAAAAAUACUGUAAUCUUUUGUUUGGUUGUUCUCUUCAGAUAAAUGGUCUUGGAAAGUUUAAUAAGAAUUGAAGCAAGCGUUAAUUCCCCUCUAUUAGGCCAAAAUUAACCUUAUCCUCAAGUGCCUACUUUCUCCAAAGGCUUUUCCAAAAUUUAAAAGGGGAGUAAAGGCAGUGACUGCCAUGGUGCUGAAAACAUAGUGUAGCUAGAAUUUAGAUCAUGGUACCCUGCUUUCACUGAUUGUUUUUUAUGAUCAUCCCAUGUAAGGGAUUCUGGAAUCCGGGAAAUUUUUGCUUAUGGAAUCCAGAAUUCGGGCAAUUUUUGUUACGGAAUCCUAAAUUCUGAGCUUUGAAACCUGAAAUACAAGUCAAACGAUUGGAAUCCAGAAACCAAGUAAUCCACUGAAAAAGGUUCCGGAAUCCGCAGCGUGGAAUCCAGAAUCUAAAACUGUCUUGGAUUCUCUCAUAUGAGGCAAUUAUAGUAUACCGUAUUUAUUCGAAUAAGCGCCCAACCUCGAAUUAGCGCCCACCUCGAAUAAGCGCCCAUCCCAAAGGCAGAAAAAGUUAAUAAGCACCCAGCCUCGAAUAAACGCCCACCCCACCCCACUCCCUCCCACACAAACUCAAAUAAGACAUAAGAGACCCUCCCGAAGACGGAGUUUUCUUCAGAGUAUUUUACAGAUUGGGCUGAAACCUUGCUUUGUUACUUCUUCGCUUUUUGUUAUUACCAUUUAUUAUUUUGUAACAAAAUAAACAUACUACACUUGCUGAGAAUGGCGAAAAUUUAAUAAGCGCCCAGCCUCGAAUAAGCACCCACCUCGAAUAAGCGCCCACUAUCAAGGCCCAAAAAUUUAAUAAGCGCCCAGGGCGGUUAAUUGAAUAAAUCUGGUAAUUAAACUUUUGUUCCCAAGAUACACUGUAAGUGAUGGCAAUAUUGCAGAAGAAGCAGGUUCAUAAAGUUUUAAGUAAUAUGUCAAUAAUGUUGUUAUGGUAGUGAUGUAGUGGGACACUCACUAUAAAAUUAAUACAAUGAUUUACCUGGAGUCAAUUGUCUUGUUACAAAAGGGUUUCUCGCAUUCAUUUUUUCGUUUUGUUUUUGCUCAAAGAAGGUCUUAGUUUUAACAGGUACAGUGUAAUCAGGAUUAUGAUGACCGCUUGGGGUUAGAUUUGAGACAUGAAAGUUACGAGCCAGCAAUUUGUUUAAACUAGUUAAUUUUGAUAUCAGUUAACUCAGGAAAUAAGUAAGUUUAGUCACCUAGUGUGACGGAGCCAGUAAUAAUACAUGUAAUAUCUAAUAGCAACCUUUUUUGCUAUAAAAGGCUAGAAUAUUUAGACAGAAAAGGACAAUAGUAUUUUUCAUGACAAGCAUCUACAGCUUUAGUUUCAAUAUUAAUGGUCUCAAUUAUGUAUAAUUUCUGUUUGUUGCAGAAAAAGCUGAAGAGACAACCCUUUUCAGUCAACCUCUAUUUCAAGAAGGAUUGUUGUAAGUUCAAAGCUUGUAUAAUUGUGGAGUACAUGUCUUCAGAGCAAGGCAAUACAGACCAAGGAGAUGACAAAUCCGAGAAAAGUGCUUUGCAGGAGGCCUCUUGCAUGGAGGAGUCAACAACUUAGCCUGUAAAAACCUCUUUGCCAAGCUGAACAGUAAAGCCAAAUUAAAACAGUCACAUGUAAGCUUGUCAUUACUCAAUGACGAUAGUAAGGACGAAUGGCUUCUCCUCAGAGCAGGAGGCACCAGAUAAUGCUCCUGAAUUUGCUUUGUGAUAAGGAAAUAUAAGUUAAUCCAAGGCUCUUAAAGAAAUUCCAGAUUAUUUAUGACUGGUCAUACUUACAGGUACAUGUACAUGUAGCUCUGCAAAUACAGUAAUCCUUUAAUCACUCUCUGUUUAUGACACUGUUUUUUAGAAAAAGAUAAAUCUGUGUAAACAGUACAAAUCCUGAUGGUGUUGAUUUGUCCUGAGAAUUCUGGUGGCAGGUAGAUCAAAUUGGUUGAUGUGAUAAAUUUUUCAUUAGAAUCCUUUGGCUAUUGUUUGCAAGUAAUGUACCAGUCAGCAGGUUAAAAAAAACCAAUUUAUUAAUGUACACAUGUUUCUUUUUAAAUCUGUUUGCUUAACUGCAGGCAUUUGAGUUCUGCUGGCACCACUUCACGGUACAUUUGUACCGAUUACAGCAAUUGCAACUGACCUGCUUGAACAAAAAAAAAAAAAAAUUUAGGUACACCCUGCUUUUUGUCAUGAUUUAUUACAGAAUUUUGCAAAGGAUUGCAACAUGACUCAAGAAAAAGAGUAAUGAGAGACAGCAGUGUAGUUAUUUUGCAGGCUAGCCAGAUCAACCUUUUGUACUACAUGUACGUGUAUACUGAGUUUAAAAUAAUUAUUAGCUUCUUUCAUUGGGACCAACUACAGUGACAAUGGUAAUGUUGACAUGCUGUGGAAUACUUAUAGCUGGUCAUUACUUUCAUGACCCUCAAUUUUCUUAGAACGGGGCAAAUACUAGAAGCUCCGGCUGGUACUUCCUCUAAGAGCAUAUCCAAUACUAUACAGGAACCAUUAGCAACGAAAAUGAAGUUAAAGAAGUCUGAUCUGAAUUUGAAUAGCUAUAUGUACCUAAACUAUUUCUUAGUUUGCUAAAUGCUAUAACACAGUUGUUAUACCGGCAAAAAUUGUAAAUUGGUAGCAAGAAUUAGGCCUUUCAUGCUAAUAGAGCCUCAAGGAAAAAAUGCCACCAGAAUCAAAUUUUGUUUAAUCUGUAAAUAGCAAUAAAUACAAAAAUACUAAUUAUUUAUUAAAAUGGGUGUCUUGAGGGUUCCAUUUAGUUGAAACAGGAUUUGGUCCUUAGAUACAAAAGUUUAAGUAAGAAAUAGUCUUGUCACAAGUAAAUAUUGGUCCAAGGGUGAAAGGAUUUUUAAUCUGUUUCUGAGUUGCAAAAACCUAAAGAACUGAAAUAGGUUUGAGGCAACUCUGAAACACCUACAGCUGUAUGUAGAAUAUCUUACACAUUUAGAUGAAGAACACUUUUCUUAUAAUAUUAAUAGUUAGUAAUGAUCUGAUAGAGCAUAGAGUGGAGACAAGUAAACAUCAACGAACAGUAAAAUUGGGAAUUAAUAUGAAGAGCUGUAUGUACAGCUUUAUACUGUAGUUUGUAAUGUCUGUAAUAAUGUGUAAGCCACUUUGGUUUAUGGAAUAAAUCAUUUGAACAUUAAUGGGAGGUCACUGCUAGAAUUUCUUUCAGUAACUUUAAUGUUUGAUUAAUUAUGGCCACUUGUUAAGAAACUGAAGUGAGCCAUAUUAUAAUUUAAAAUAUUUUUAAAAUUUUAUCGCAUUUGCUACAACCCAAGGAAACUCGUUUAAACCUUGGAAUUUACAUUUGCUACUGGAGAAAACAUGCUCAAUUUUAUGGGUUUGAUGACAUUUGUCAACCAAAUUAAAGAUAGAAUUUGAUUACAUUUGCUACCUGAGCGAAAAAUUGCACAAUACUAACAGUUUGAUCAGAUUUGCUGCCCAAGCAACUUUGUUCAAAACUUGACUUUUGACCACAUUUGCCGCUACAAGCAAAAUUUUGUGUUUGAUCAAAUUUGCACACCCUAGAAAAUUUGCUCAAAGUUUAGGUUUGCUAACAUUUGCUUCGUGAGCAAACAUGUUUAAUACAAAGAGUUUGGUUACAUUUGCCAUGCAAAGCAAUCUGGUUCAAUUAUGAAAAUUUGACCACCCAUGAUAACCCAAGCAAACAUUGUUCAAAUUAGAUACUUCGCUCACAUCUGCAAAGCUGCGUAAACGUUCUGAAAAUAACAGGUUUACAUGCUUUUACAUCUAAAGCAAAAGCUGUGCAAAACAGCAGAUUUGCGCUAUCAUUUGCGUAAUGUGCAAAUAUAGUUCAAAGAAACAUAUUUGCCUACACAUUUGAACCAUCUGCAAAUGACCCUCAAAUUCAUGGCUGCCCAUUAUCUUUGCACCAAGAUUUAAAUGUUGUGCAAAUGUGGCAUUUACCGUCAUUGCUACGGAUAGCAAAUCUAGUGCAAUAUCAGUCUUUGCUCUUGCGCAAAAUUGUGCAAAUGUGGUAUUUGCUACACAUUUACUGUAAUUUGGCUACCCUAGUAAAUCCAUUUUUUCGUCUAGUGUAUAGGUGACCUUGAACAAGCAAAGGAGUAUCAGCAACGUGGUUUAGCCAUCGAACUCAAAAAGCUUGGUGCUGAACAUGUUUCUGUUGCAACAAGCUACGGUAACCUAGCUUUAAUUCACAAGGACUUAGGUGACCUUGAACAAGCAAAGGAGUAUCAGCAACGUGGUUUAGCCAUCCAACUCAAGAAGCUUGGUGCUGAACAUGUUUCUGUUGCAACAAGCUACGUUAACCUGGCUUCAAUUCACAAGGACUUAGGUGACCUUGAACAAGCAAAGGAGUAUCAGCAACGUGGUUUAGCCAUCGAACUCAAAAAGCUUGGUGCUGAACAUGUUUCUGUUGCAACAAGCUACGGUAACCUAGCUUUAAUUCACAAGGACUUAGGUGACCUUGAACAAGCAAAGGAGUAUCAGCAACGUGGUUUAGCCAUCCAACUCAAGAAGCUUGGUGCUGAACAUGUUUCUGUUGCAACAAGCUACGGUAACCUAGCUUUAAUUCACCAGGACUUAGGUGACCUUGAACAAGCAAAGGAGUAUCAGCAACGUGGUUUAGCCAUCGAACUCAAGAAGCUUGGUGCUGAACAUGUUUCUGUUGCAACAAGCUACGUUAACCUGGCUUCAAUUCACCAGGACUUAGGUGACCUUGAACAAGCAAAGGAGUAUCAGCAACGUGGUUUAGCCAUCCAACUCAAGAAGCUUGGUGCUGAACAUGUUUCUGUUGCAAAAAGCUACGGUAACCUAGCUUUAAUUCACCAGGACUUAGGUGACCUUGAACAAGCAAAGGAGUAUCAGCAACGUGGUUUAGCCAUCCAACUCAAGAAGCUUGGUGCUGAACAUGUUUCUGUUGCAACAAGCUACGUUAACCUGGCUUCAAUUCACCAGGGCUUAGGUGACCUUGAACAAGCAAAGGAGUAUCAGCAACGUGGUUUAGCCAUCCAACUCAAGAAGCUUGGUGCUGAACAUGUUUCUGUUGCAACAAGCUACGGUAACCUAGCUUUAAUUUACCAGGACUUAGGUGACCUUGAACAAGCAAAGGAGUAUCAGCAACGUGGUUUAGCCAUCCAACUCAAGAAGCUUGGUGCUGAACAUGUUUCUGUUGCAACAAGCUACGUUAACCUGGCUUCAAUUCACCAGGGCUUAGGUGACCUUGAACAAGCAAAGGAGUAUCAGCAACGUGGUUUAGCCAUCCAACUCAAGAAGCUUGGUGCUGAACAUGUUUCUGUUGCAACAAGCUACGGUAACCUAGCUUUAAUUUACCAGGACUUAGGUGACCUUGAACAAGCAAAGGAGUAUCAGCAACGUGGUUUAGCCAUCCAACUCAAGAAGCUUGGUGCUGAACAUGUUUCUGUUGCAACAAGCUACGUUAACCUGGCUUCAAUUCACAAGGUCUUAGGUGACCUUGAACAAGCAAAGGAGUAUCAGCAACGUGGUUUAGCCAUCCAACUCAAGAAGCUUGGUGCUGAACAUGUUUCUGUUGCAACAAGCUACGUUAACCUGGCUUCAAUUCACAAGGACUUAGGUGACCUUGAACAAGCAAAGGAGUAUCAGCAACGUGGUUUAGCCAUCCAACUCAAGAAGCUUGGUGCUGAACAUGUUUCUGUUGCAACAAGCUACGGUAACCUAGCUUUAAUUCACAAGGACUUAAUUGACCUUGAACAAGCAAAGGAGUAUCAGCAAAGUGGUUUAGCCAUCCAACUCAAGAAGCUUGGUGCUGAACAUGUUUCUGUUGCAACAAGCUACGGUAACCUAGCUUUAAUUCACAAGGACUUAGGUGACCUUGAACAAGCAAAGGAGUAUCAGCAACGUGGUUUAGCCAUCCAACUCAAGAAGCUUGGUGCUGAACAUGUUUCUGUUGCAACAAGCUAC